AGUACAUCUUUUUAACUGAUUCUUCAAGCCUUCAAGCAUUUUCUUUUGCUCAGCUGAAAUAAUAUUGAAUUAUUUUACAUAUUUUUAUAGGUCAAAAUGAUAAUGGCAACAAAUCGUCCUGAUGUUCUUGAUCCUGCACUUCUUCGCCCGGGGCGGCCGGACAGAAAAAUUGAGAUCCCAUUGCCAAAUGAGCAAUCAAGGAUGGAAAUCCUCAAGAUUCAUUCUGCUAGAAUUGCCAAACACGGUGAAAUUGACUAUGAAGCUGUUGUAAAGCUUGCAGAGGGAUUUAAUGUGGCUGAUCUUCGAAAUGUUUGCACUGAGGCUGGAAUGUCAGCAAUCCGAGCAGAACGGGAUUAUGUCAUCCAUGAAGAUUUCAUGAAGGCUGUGCGGAAGCUGAAUGAAGCAAAGAAGCUUGAAUCUAGUGCCCACUACAGUGCUGAUUUUGGAAAAGACUAGCAUUGUGUCAUUUCACUUUCAGAGCCAUGGAUGUUUGGGCAGUGCAUCUUGUUCCAUCUGUCUGGAAAUGUGCUACCUACUGCAUAAUUGGACACUCCAGACAUUUGUGCCUUUACCAGUCUGGUAUAUGGGAUUUAGCUUGUAUCCAUCUAAACAAGGAAAUGAUCAACCUACUCAAAAUGUCAUGACAGUGUUUUCUUUAUUUAUUUUAUUGCUAAUUUUGCGCUUGAAAGGAAGAACAUUGUGCUUUAUUUUCUUAGAGUCAUGUUUUUGAAUCUCCAACCAAUUGUUGUGCAGAAUAUCAGCUACAACUAUGCAGUGAAAAUGGAUUAUUCAUAAUGGCUUUAUUUCACUUAGGAUGUAAUGUGGAGAUUGGAUUAUUUAGGCCACUGAAAAUUAGAUAGCAUCUGAAUUUGGUUGAA
Messenger RNA from Quercus lobata, 878 nucleotides. RefSeq names its product 26S proteasome regulatory subunit 10B homolog A-like. NCBI's taxonomy places the organism in Eukaryota, Viridiplantae, Streptophyta, Magnoliopsida, Fagales, Fagaceae. The transcript is spliced from 3 exons. The coding region runs from base 97 to 456 and encodes 119 amino acids. The record is from RefSeq and is a predicted model, not a curated record. Gene Ontology annotation, molecular function: ATP hydrolysis activity; ATP binding.